Carica papaya (papaya) is the source of this 1065-nucleotide messenger RNA. RefSeq lists its product as uncharacterized. The record is from RefSeq and is a predicted model, not a curated record. Lineage: Eukaryota; Viridiplantae; Streptophyta; Magnoliopsida; Brassicales; Caricaceae.
ACAAGAUGGGUUGCUGCAUUAGCAAAUGCAAACCCAAGAGGGCUCUGGUAGAUGAACUCAACUUUGUACAAGAUAAGCUUGUCAUCUCCUCACAACCCAACAAAUUAACCCAUUUAUCAAACAAAGUAAACCCUUUAAUUUCCUUGCCAAGAAACAUCAUCAACAAUCCUAUUCCUAAUUUCUCAAACAACAAAAUCUCCCCUAUAAUUUCACCUUCUUCCCCUUCUAAUUCUUCUCUCUAUUCCUCGACUUCUGCUACUACUCCCAGCACCAGUACAAUCACCUCAUCAUCCUCCUCCUCCUCCCUUUCAACCACUGCGUCUUCACUCUUGAUCACCUCCAAGGUCGACAGAUCUUUCUCCAAUGAAUUCUUGAGAGCCUGUUACAGAGAUAACCCACAUAUCCUUCGUAUUAACUCUAUAAGGGAACACUCUCUUUCACUACCAACCACCAAGAUAUCUCACUCCCACACAUCGCCACCGUUCAAACAAUUCUUCUCUCGAACUCUAGCUGGGUCUGGCUCUGGCUCUGGCUCUGGCUCUACGCCGCACAAGAGGGUCCGUUCUAGUUCUCCCAAUAACACCACCCUAACCCGGCAAAAGAGCUCCCGAAACCACUAUCCCUACGGGCCUAGCAGAACUGGUUUGAGAUCACCUUCUCCUAGCAGGAGAUUUAGCAGUGAAAACGGCGUGGGAGCGUUGACCAAUCCCUUAAAGGAAAGCUGCUCUAAGACGCGUGUGGUUGGUCCGAAGCUAAACGCAACAAGCUCUGUUUCAAGACAGGAAAGUUUCGGGCCGGCGAGUCCAAAUAGGAAAGCGAGCACUGGAAACAGAGAGACUCGCGUACAUCGUGUUAGUUCUAAAAUCGAUGAAACAGCAGUUAUGGACGCCGUUUCAAGUCAAGAAAGUAACACCGACUGCAUUCUAAUAGAGGACAUCGACAACCCUCUUAUCUCGUUGGAUUGCUUCAUUUUUCUCUAGAAAUUUCUGUGUGUGAGUGCAUAUAUACAUAUAUACAUAUAUAUAUGUACAUACAUAUACACGAAUCUUGCAUCAUGUUCAAAUU